Molecule: messenger RNA, 1077 nt
Organism: Lithohypha guttulata
Lineage: Eukaryota; Fungi; Ascomycota; Eurotiomycetes; Chaetothyriales; Trichomeriaceae
Exons: 2
Coding region: 1-1077 (358 amino acids)
Molecular function (GO): 2-oxoglutarate-dependent dioxygenase activity
Source: RefSeq, a predicted model, not a curated record
AUGACUUCACAAAUUGCAAUGACCGGCGUUGAGCAGGAUGGUCUCAGAAUGCCCGUCAUUGAUUUCGGAGCCUUUCGCACAGGUGACCCACAACAACGACAGCAGGUAGCUGAUCAAGUCGUUGAAGCAUUCAAGAAUUCUGGCUUCCUAUAUCUGAAGAACCACGGCAUACCGAAAGACCAAGUUCAGACAGUUUUUCGGACUUCCGCAAAGUUCUUUGAACGUCCACAGGCAGAGAAAGAUGAGCUCGCCUGGACGACACCGAGGUCAAAUCGUGGCUACGUAACUUCCGGCCGCGAAAAAGUCACGCACUCAAAUGAUCCCGAGGAGGUAGCGAAACAGAGAGCGUCAAAUCCGGAUCUAAAAGAGUCAAUGGAGAUUGGUAGAGAGGGCGUUGAAGGAAUGCCGAAUCAGUGGCCUGAUCGCUUUGGCGACGAGGACGGAAUCACAUUUACAAAAUUGAUGAAGCAAUUCUUCCUUACAUGUAAGGACCUUCACGUAAACGUCAUGCGAGCGAUAGCUGUGGGCAUGGGCUUGGAGGAGCAGUUCUUCGACACAUUCACAGACGGUGGUGACAAUAACUUACGCUUGCUUCACUAUCCGCCAGUGCGAAAAUCAGUCUUUCUGGACAAACCUGACCAGGUCCGUGCUGGUGAGCACUCUGAUUAUGGUUCAAUCACUCUGCUUUUCCAGGACAAUGUGGGUGGACUUGAAGUCAAGUCACCUAGGGGUACGUGGGUUCGCGCAACACCAAUUCCAGACACGAUCGUUAUCAAUGCUGGCGAUCUGCUGAGUCGAUGGAGCAAUGAAACAAUAAAAAGCACAAACCAUCGCGUGAUUCAACCUCCACCGAAGGACGGUGAGAUGGAAGAUGCGGACAACCCCAAUGCUUGCUUCUCGGCUCGAUAUUCCAUCGCAUAUUUCUCGGCUCGAUAUUCCAUCGCAUAUUUCUGCAACCCGAAUUUCGACACGCUGAUCGAGGCGUUACCAGGUACCUUCGAGAACGAGGCUGCUAAGAAGUACGCAGCUGUGAACAGUGGAGAUUAUCUUGAGAUGAGGCUUGCUGCAACAUACUGA